Kwoniella shivajii is the source of this 819-nucleotide messenger RNA. RefSeq lists its product as uncharacterized. The record is from RefSeq and is a predicted model, not a curated record. The coding region runs from base 1 to 819 and encodes 272 amino acids. The transcript has 5 exons. Lineage: Eukaryota; Fungi; Basidiomycota; Tremellomycetes; Tremellales; Cryptococcaceae. Gene Ontology annotation, cellular component: proteasome core complex.
AUGGCUCUCUACUCCCAGCCACCGAUGUCAUACACUCAGGAGCCCACAACAGCUCCUGUAGAGCACCGAUUUAACCCUUACUCGGAUAAUGGUGGAUCGAUUCUUGCUAUCGCAGGCAAAGACUUCAGUGUAAUCGCAGGAGAUACAAGACAAUCUGAAGGAUAUAGUAUCCAGACCAGAUACGCUAGAAAGGUAUGGCAACUUAACGAUAAAGCAGUACUCGCAACGAACGGGUUCGCAGCAGACGGUACCAACUUUGUCAAACGAGUCAAACAACGAUUAGAGUGGUACGAACAUGCUCAUCAUAAACCCAUGGGACUCAAGUCAAUAGCCAGAAUGAUUCAAACUAUGCUCUACGGAAAAAGAUUCUUCCCUUAUUACGUUUACAACAUUCUCGGUGGUAUCGAAGAAGACGGAACCGGCGCUGUAUACUCAUUCGACCCUGUCGGAUCAUAUGAGAGAGAAGCAUGUAGAGGAGCAGGAGCAGCACAAUCAUUAAUUCAACCAUUCUUGGACAAUCAAAUUUACUUUAAGAAUCAACAACCUGAAGCCGGAUCAGAAAAAUUUGUUCCUGGUAACUUACCUCUAUCGACAGUCCUCUCAUUAGUAGUGGACAGUUUCACCAGUGCAACAGAACGACAUAUCGAAGUGGGUGAUGGAUUGGAGAUUUACGUCGUAAUGCAAAAAGGCAGAUCAGCGGACGAUUUGUUGGACGAAAAGAAAUUAGCUCCAGGUUUGAAAGUCGAAGAAUUAGGUGCAUUAGGUGAAGGUGAAGGUGAACGAACUUUCUUAGUCAGACAAUCUUUGAAGAGAGAUUAG